GCGACAAGCGCGAAGGCCCGUCAGUGUCGAAUAGCUUCUUCAGGAGUGCACAGCACAAGCUCCCCCUUUUUAAAACACACCACGCGCUAGCCAGCGAGUCCUCCCUGAACGGAAACGGAAACUCAGCAAGCAAACAACGCCCGAUUUAAAAGGCAAACGUCUACGUCUUGGUUUUUUUUUUUGAGUAACCACUGAGUGUCUUACGAGUGUGUGUGUGUGCGCCCAUAAAGAAGCGUUAAAGAAAGCAGAAACACAGUCAAUAAUCUGCAAAGAAUCUUCCUAGUGUAUACUAAUUCUAAAAAAAAGCGCUACAAAGUAAGAGAAAAAAAAAGCUUUCGUUUAAGGUUACAGGAUCGACAUCCAGCGUCCACCAGAAGUGCGCUUCAUCCUCAACAGUGCGUGCAGAUAUUAACAACACACUAUCGAGAUGGUCCUGCGAAGCAAGAAUCUUGUCCGUUACGUGUUCCAGAACCAGCACAAGCUAAUCCAGCAGCUGCUUGUACAGGGUGGUCCAGUGCGUGCAUGCAGCGGUCACGGUGGUACGCAGCAGCAGGCUCAGCUGCGCGUGGAGGAAGAUGACAAUUUCCCCAAGAUUGCCGAGGUGCCACCGCUAGCGGCACCGUUCCCGAUGACGAUCGAGCAUGGAGCCGACGUGGGAGAACAGUUCAAGUAUUCCGAUCUCGGUGUUCGUCUGGCGGCGCCCCAUCAGCUUAACCCGAAACCGGACGUUGACGAUCUGGCAUUCGGGAAGUACUUCACCGAUCACAUGCUCAAGGUGCCGUAUCACCGCAGACUAGGAGGUUGGCAGAAGCCCGAAAUAACCCCCAUGGAAAACCUUAACCUACACCCGGCAGCUAAAGUAUUCCACUACGCUAUUGAGCUAUUCGAAGGCAUGAAGGCGUACCGUGGAUAUGAUGGGAAGAUUCGUCUAUUCCGACCGGAAAUGAAUAUGGCGCGCAUGAAUGCUACCGCCUACCGCUCCGGUUUGCCCACGUUCGAGGGUGAGGAGCUGAUCAAAGCGAUGGCCCGAUUGGUUAUGAUCGAUUCAGAGUGGGUACCGCAUACCGAAUCUGCCAGCCUUUACAUCCGCCCAACACUGAUCGGCAUUGAGCCAACGCUAGGCGUUGCAUCGUCCGAUUCUGCCCUACUUUACACCAUCCUUUCACCUGUCGGACCAUACUUUAAGCCGGGCGCCAAAGGUUUAAAGCUGUACGCCGAGCCGAAAUAUACGCGUGCCUGGCCCGGUGGUGUCGGUGACCGUAAGGUUGGUUCCAACUACGGACCGACGAUCCACGUCCAGCAGGAAGCAUUGCGUAACGGUUGCCAUCAGGUACUAUGGCUGUACGGUGAUGAUCACCAGCUGACGGAAGUGGGCGUCAUGAACAUCUUCAUGCUGUACAUGAAGGAGAACGGAGAGCGCGAACUGAUAACACCUCCACUGAACGGUCUCAUUCUGCCCGGUAUCACGCGCGACUCCAUCAUCCGUCUCUGCCACCAGUGGGGUGAAUUUUCGGUCUGCGAACGUAAGUUCACCAUGCCCGAAAUCAAGAAGCUCUCCAAGGAAGGACGGCUAUUGGAAAUGUUUGGCGCUGGUACGGCAGCCGUCAUUAGCCCGAUCGAGCAAAUCUCGUACAUGGGCGAAGACAUCUUCGUGCCAACGGAAAGCCACGACAAUCCGGUGUACCGGCGGCUGUACAACACGCUCACCGAUAUCCAGUACGGCAAGCUGGAACAUCCGUGGGCCUACGUUAUAGACUGAGGUGUCUUUGCUGCCGUGUGCAUUAUGAGUUGUACUCCGUCGCAAAACCAAGCUCAGCCAGUAGUAUAGCAGCAGCAGUGUAUCCAGUCCUAUUUUCCCGUCCCAAUCCUUCCCGUUUCUACUUCUAUGCGCUAAAGCUCGAAACAUUCCAUUCUGCUGCUACACUACAACAACAUCCUCUCUGUACAUAACUAUAUUUUUUGCAGUAGAUUUACUUUGCUAAGUCUCUCUCGUAGGGCAUACCCACACAUACAUAUAUAAUUUUCCCACCAUCUCUUAGAGGAUUUCAUUAGAAUCCACUCUGAUUAGUAGCAGUAGCUUUCCAAUAAUCCUUUUCCAACAGUUUGUCCAAACUCCAAAAACCAAACCAGGUCUCCAUUUGUUGGAUUCGAUGUCUGCAAAAUUACUUGUGAUAGUAAUGUGUGUGUGUUUGAGAGAGAGAAGAAGAGAGCGAGAGAGAAAGAGAGAGAGAGAGAGAGAGGGAGAAAGAAAGAGAGAGCUCAAUCCUUGCUCAGAUUGGUAGGAUACACGAUCGAUUAGAAUAGAUAAUUAGCAAUAGUACGCCAUUAGUAAGCGCCAAGGUGUACACAAACCAGGUGUACCACCAAAACUCUCCCCCCCCCACCCCAGGGGCGCUCCCGUGAAGGCAGCAUGAUGUUGUGCCAGCAGUUCCGUUGCACUGCGUUUGAUUAUUAUUUUUUUUUUGCUUUUGUAACGUAUUUUUUUUAAAUUUUGUGAGUCACAACAUAUUUUGUGACAAUCACAAAAUGGCGCUAGUGUACCAUGGUGAACGAAUGCACCAUCUUAUUGCUUACGGAAGGUAGCCAAAAAAAAAAUAACGAAAGGAGAUGCUGCUGCAAACGUGCAUUUACUAGUACUGUAAGGUAGGGUUCUCUAUUCCUUGUAUUUAUAUAUGUAGCUGCGUGCUGUGUGCAAAACUAUCCUAAACAGUUCAAAUAUCAGCAUCGGGUCUAGUGCGCAGUGAUCGUUCUGUCGGGCUGUGCAUUUCACUAGAAGACAGUAAAAAGCGGGGGGGCCCAACGCGUACAAAGCACCUAAACAUCCAAAAAAGGCACACACACAGAUAGAGAAAGUUUCUCAAUGGAGAGCAGCUCACAAUCCGUUCAAGUGACUCAACACUUAAGCACACAGCCGUAUUGUACGUGCCAUAGGCACUGUAAUACAUGGCGUGUGUGCUUUUAUUUUAUUUUUUUUUUUGCGCCUCACCUGUACGUUAUAUACCUUCAGGGUGUUAUGGGGCGAUUUUUACGAUCGUUACCCCCUCAAAAAAAAAACUCACCCCCCAAACACAUUGCUCCGGCCAUAGCGACCGGGAUGUAUGGUUUUCUCUUGUGAUAGGGCCUUUUCUUAGGUAUUUGUUUUUUUUUUUAAUUUAAGAAGAAGAAAAAUUCGUCUUAGUUAUUUCCCGCUACGCCCUCUAGCCGUAGUAGUAAACAGAUUUUAUUUUUCUUUAUUUAGAAAAGAAAUUUGUCGUACAAAGGAAGAAGAAAAGUGCAUUUCCCCGAAUAGUUGGCUCUUUUGUAAAUAUAGCGAAAAAGAGCUACUAGCUCGCUGGUUUACCGGAUAGAAGCAUUGUUUCCUGUUGUUUUUCUUUGUCUGUGCUCACUCUUGACAGGUGAACCGGAAACGAACGUGCGACACCGGGCGGCAAUAGAGACUAUCCUUUCCAACGUCCCAAAUUUCACCGUUUGUGGGCCCGGGACGGAUAGCAGCCGAAUAAUACCGCAAGCAUAAGAAUAUUCCAUAUAAUUAGCGUCUAGUGUUUUACAACGCAAGUGUCAUAAACCACUGAACGUAGCGUUUUAAAGUGAACAGAAAAAAACGAUAAAUAAAUUCAUUGUGUUAUGUACCCGCUAAA
Molecule: messenger RNA, 3638 nt
Organism: Anopheles funestus (African malaria mosquito)
Lineage: Eukaryota; Metazoa; Arthropoda; Insecta; Diptera; Culicidae
Gene: Bcat
Product: branched-chain-amino-acid aminotransferase, cytosolic
Exons: 8
Coding region: 428-1759 (443 amino acids)
Biological process (GO): L-valine biosynthetic process; L-leucine biosynthetic process
Cellular component (GO): mitochondrion
Molecular function (GO): branched-chain-amino-acid:2-oxoglutarate transaminase activity
Source: RefSeq, a predicted model, not a curated record